Molecule: messenger RNA, 3725 nt
Organism: Camelina sativa (false flax)
Lineage: Eukaryota; Viridiplantae; Streptophyta; Magnoliopsida; Brassicales; Brassicaceae
Source: RefSeq, a predicted model, not a curated record
UUGGAACAGAGUUUCAUCACCAUUCCGGACUUUCUGAUAAGUCUGCCUUCAACCAUUUUUUUUUCUCUGGUUUCAAGUAUACGGAUUCGGAUCAUCCAAAAAUCCAUCUCACUAUCUUUAUUUUCUGGACUACUUUGUCAUGUUGGUUGACGAUACAUCAAUCUCUCUUCUAACUAAUCAGAACAGAAGAAAUGUUUGAAGACUAAAUGUUGUUAUUGGAGGAGACAAACAAGCCAAUAAAAAAAGUCAACGAGAUAUAUCUGACUUUAGUGGGCUAUGGAGUAGAGUAAGCAGACAGCAAAAUGCAAGAGACUGUGUUCCUCUUCACUGAAGAGAAUCUGAACAAAGGGCAAUCCUCAGGGGGCAAAUAUAAACAAAGCUCUCGACGUGUUGUGCCCAUGACAAGUUGUGAGGUGAGUGAUUCGGCUGCGGAGAUUAGAAUAGUAGAAAAGGUGCUAAAGAACGGCGACCUUUACAAUGGAGGCUUAUCUGCCGGUGUUCCACAUGGGACAGGGAAGUAUCUGUGGUCGGACGGUUGUAUGUACGAAGGGGAGUGGACACGUGGCAAAGCGAGCGGUAAAGGACGUUUUUCGUGGCCAUCGGGAGCGACCUAUGAGGGUCAGUUCAAGGACGGUCGAAUGGAUGGAGAAGGAACGUUCAUUGGAAUCGACGGUGACACUUAUAGAGGGCAUUGGCUGUGGGGAAGAAAGCAUGGCUACGGAGAGAAGCGUUAUGCAAACGGCGACGUUUACCAAGGAAACUGGAAGGCCAAUCUACAAGAUGGCAACGGACGUUACGUGUGGAGCGAUGGGAAUGAGUAUGUAGGAGAGUGGAAGAAUGGUGUUAUCUCUGGGAAAGGAGCCAUGACUUGGGCUAAUGGAAACCGUUAUGAUGGUCUAUGGGAAAAUGGAGCCCCGGUUGGGAAAGGGGUGUUGAGUUGGGGAGAGGAGAAGACUAGUAAUAGUGGAUGGGGGAGAAAGAGCAAGAAGAAAGAUGAUGAGAUUGUUCAACAUCAUAAGCUCUCUUCUGUGGAAGCUUUGUCAAUGAAUACCAAUUUCCCGAGGAUUUGUAUAUCGGAGUUGGAGGAUACUAGCGUGUCUGAUCAUGUUGAGGCGAGUCCGUAUACGAGCGAGUCAGAUACAAGCGGAUGCGGAGAGCAUGAAUGGGCAAGAAGUCCUUUGCUUUUAGAGAGUGGUGGUGCCAUGAGUUUGCAACAAAGUCCAAGAUGGUUGGAUGAAGGAGAUUGUAAGAAACCAGGGCAUACGGUUACAGUGAGUGAUUCGGCUGCGGAGAUUAGAAUAGUAGAAAAGGUGCUAAAGAACGGCGACCUUUACAAUGGAGGCUUAUCUGCCGGUGUUCCACAUGGGACAGGGAAGUAUCUGUGGUCGGACGGUUGUAUGUACGAAGGGGAGUGGACACGCGGCAAAGCGAGCGGUAAAGGACGUUUUUCGUGGCCAUCCGGAGCGACCUAUGAGGGUCAGUUCAAGGACGGUCGAAUGGAUGGAGAAGGAACGUUCAUUGGAAUCGACGGUGACACUUAUAGAGGGCAUUGGCUGUGGGGAAGAAAGCAUGGCUACGGAGAGAAGCGUUAUGCAAACGGCGACGUUUACCAAGGAAACUGGAAGGCCAAUCUACAAGAUGGCAACGGACGUUACGUGUGGAGCGAUGGGAAUGAGUAUGUAGGAGAGUGGAAGAAUGGUGUUAUCUCUGGGAAAGGAGCCAUGACUUGGGCUAAUGGAAACCGUUAUGAUGGUCUAUGGGAAAAUGGAGCCCCGGUUGGGAAAGGGGUGUUGAGUUGGGGAGAGGAGAAGACUAGUAAUAGUGGAUGGGGGAGAAAGAGCAAGAAGAAAGAUGAUGAGAUUGUUCAACAUCAUAAGCUCUCUUCUGUGGAAGCUUUGUCAAUGAAUACCAAUUUCCCGAGGAUUUGUAUAUCGGAGUUGGAGGAUACUAGCGUGUCUGAUCAUGUUGAGGCGAGUCCGUAUACGAGCGAGUCAGAUACAAGCGGAUGCGGAGAGCAUGAAUGGGCAAGAAGUCCUUUGCUUUUAGAGAGUGGUGGUGCCAUGAGUUUGCAACAAAGUCCAAGAUGGUUGGAUGAAGGAGAUUGUAAGAAACCAGGGCAUACGGUUACAGCCGGACAUAAAAACUAUGAUUUAAUGUUAAAUCUACAACUUGGGAUUAGGUACUCUGUCGGGAAACAUGCUUCCCUUUUGAGGGAACUUAGGCAUUGUGAUUUUGAUCCCAAGGAUAAGCAAUGGACCAGGUUUCCCCCGGAAGGCUCUAAAUCUACGCCUCCCCAUCUAUCCGUUGAAUUCAAAUGGAAGGAUUAUUGCCCUAUUGUGUUUAGGCAUUUGAGAGACUUAUUUGCGAUAGAUCAAGCGGACUACAUGCUCGCUAUUUGCGGAAAUGAAUCUCUUCGAGAAUUUUCUUCGCCUGGAAAGAGUGGUAGCUCCUUUUACUUGACUCAAGAUGAACGCUUCAUGAUCAAAACCAUGAAAAAAUCCGAAAUUAAGGUAUUGCUUAAGAUGCUUCCAAAUUAUUACGAGCAUGUUUCCAAGUACAAGAACUCUUUGGUCACUAAGUUCUUUGGUGUGCAUUGCGUCAAACCAGUAGGAGGACAAAAGACUCGGUUCAUAGUGAUGGGCAAUCUGUUUUGUUCGGAGUAUCGUAUACACAAACGAUUUGACUUGAAAGGUUCAUCACACGGCCGUACCAUUGACAAAGAUGAAGGUGAAAUCGACGAGACCACAACACUCAAAGACUUGGAUCUCAAGUAUGUGUUUCGACUUGAGACGUCAUGGUUUCAAGCCUUCAUCAACCAAAUCGAUAUCGACUGUGAGUUCCUUGAAGCUGAAAGAAUUAUGGACUAUAGCCUCUUGAUUGGUCUCCAUUUCCGUGAAUCUGGGUUGCGUGAUGACAUUUCCUUGGGCAUCGGUCGAAGAGAUCAGGAGGACAAAUUGAUGAGAGGGUAUAAUUCACUUCCAAAUAUGGACUCUGUCAUCCAAACUUGUAACGGACCCUUAAUGAGACUAGGAGAAAGUACACCGGCAAAAGCAGAGCAGGUGAGAAAAUUUGGGGAAGAGUCAUGGGAAGAAGACGACAUUGACAACUCAAAUCCUAAGAGUACGAAGAAAGAGGUCAUUGAGGUGAUCCUUUAUUUCGGUGUUAUUGACAUUCUUCAAGACUAUGAUAUCACCAAAAAACUAGAGCACGCCUACAAGUCACUCCACGCAGAUCCCACUUCCAUUUCAGCUGUUGAUCCUAAGCUUUAUUCCCGAAGGUUUAGAGACUUCAUAAACAAAAUAUUCAUUGAAGACAAAUGAAAAUGGAACUAACAUGCAACACCUACACAAGUUCAAAGAAGAAGAAUUUUAUUGUACAUCAGAAUCUAAGGCAUGGGGUUUGGCAUUUAAUUUUUUGGGUUUUGAAUGUCAAAUUAAAACCUAGAGGCCCCCUAAAUACGAUUAGAUCGCACGGCACCCCGCAAUGUUGCUCGAAUCCAAGAUGUUGAAGAGGUUGCCGGCUGUUUUGAGAUGAAUUUUUGGGGUUUACUCAUUUUGUAAAGAGGAAGAGAGUUUUGGUGCUUCCUCGAAAGCUAGAGUAGAUAUUAGGACAAUGCUUCUUGAUUUUAUUGUUAAUUAUAUGGUGAGCCGAGCUGACAAAAUCUACAUGGACAAAGAGUAAACUUUUUUUGCAUUUUGUUUUUGCCUCUGACUCAUUACUGUUAA